Vigna radiata var. radiata (mung bean) is the source of this 1242-nucleotide messenger RNA. Its product is annotated as protein MEMO1. Bases 177 to 1067 code for a protein of 296 amino acids. The transcript has 8 exons. The record is from RefSeq and is a predicted model, not a curated record. NCBI's taxonomy places the organism in Eukaryota, Viridiplantae, Streptophyta, Magnoliopsida, Fabales, Fabaceae.
UUCUCAAAAAAACAAGUUCUAGAGUUGCAGCAGUGGUUGGAGAAAGAAGAAUAAAACAGCUUAGAGCAUUGCAAUCAGACUCUUCAGAAGUUAAGCUAUUUGAAAAAGAAAAUCCUCCAGCCCCUUCCAUUCAGUUUUAGGUUUUUUGUUUUUCUUUUCCGCUCAAAUCCUCAAUCAUGGGCACCAAGGUCAGGAGACCCUCCCAUGCUGGUUCUUGGUACACCGACAACCCUAAGCAGCUGUCAGAGGAACUUGAUGGGUGGCUGCAAUCCUGUGGUUUGGCUAAGUCUCCUGAGGUGCGGGGAGUGAUAGCACCACAUGCAGGUUAUUCCUAUUCAGGAAGAGCUGCUGCUUAUGCCUUUGGAAACAUUGAUCCAUCACACAUUACACGCGUCUUCCUUCUUGGUCCUUCUCACCACUAUUACACUCCAAAGUGUGCACUUUCAACUGCAACUGUCUACAAGACUCCCAUAGGUGAUCUGCCUAUUGAUUUGGAAGUAAUUGAGGAGCUUAAAGCUACAGGGAAAUUUGAACUGAUGGAUAUUCGUGUUGAUGAAGCUGAACAUAGCAUGGAAAUGCACCUACCAUAUCUUGCUAAAGUAUUUGAAGGGUACCAGGUGAAAAUUGUACCCAUUUUAGUUGGUGCUGUUAGUGCUGAAAAUGAAGCUAUGUAUGGACAGAUUCUUGCCAAAUAUGUAGAUAAUCCCAAUAACUUCUUCUCUAUUUCAUCAGACUUUUGUCACUGGGGAUCUCGAUUCAAUUACACACACUAUGACAAGAAGCACGGGCCUAUAUACAAAUCUAUUGAGGCCCUAGACAAGAUGGGCAUGGAUAUCAUAGAAACAGGAGAUCCAGAUUCGUUCAAACAAUAUCUGUUGGAGUAUGACAAUACAAUAUGUGGAAGACAUCCAAUUAGUGUUUUUCUUCAUAUGCUGAGGAACAGCUCAACAAAGAUAAAAAUCAAAUUUCUUCGCUAUGAGCAGUCUAGCCAGUGCAAAAGUAGCAGGGAUAGUAGUGUUAGUUAUGCAUCUGCAGCAGCAAAAACUGAUGAAUCAAGCUCCAGUUGAAGUUCUUCAUUUAUGUGGCAUUCAGCAUUGUCAUUUCCUUUUAAAUCGACUAUUUUAUAUUUAAGCUUUGAACAUUUGGAUAUUAUGUUCCAUGUUGAUAGAUCAUUCUCACUAACAUAUAUCACUUGUCUUUAGACCGGGGAAGUUGUCAAAUAAUCAAAUUCUUUCACACUAA